AUGGAUGUCAUGAUAACCAUUUAUGGGUGCCUGUUCUUGAUUGGGGUAAUUGGCAAUGGGACACUUGCGGUGUCACUUUGGUGGGGGCGAGGGUCAAAGAGUCCCUUACUGCUGGGCUUGAUAGUAGCCGAUUUUUUCGUGUGUUGUUUGAGUGGCCCCAUAACCGCUGCUCUGUACGCUCUACCCCCAAAUUCACCCGUUUGGCUAGUUAUUGCCCAGUUCAUGCAGUCAUUACCGGUAUCAGCAAGUACAUUAUCAAUGAUGGCCAUAUCAGUCGACAGAUACUUCACGGUGAAAAAUUACCGCCCUAUAGGUCAAGUCGCAAGUCGUCGGCAAGUGAUGAGCAUCGCCGUGGCGGCCACCUGGUUGUCCGCGGCCGUUCUAGCCUCGCUCCAGAUUAUUUCCAGGUUCAAACACCCAUGGAAAAAAGGCCUGAUGAUAGGACGGAUCACGAUGGUGCAUAUCAUACCGGCUUGCACAGUUAUGUUGAGCCAUUUAGGCGUCCAUGCAAAACUGACGGCCCUAUCGUUAACUGCUAGGGCCAAACAUGGGGAACUACCACUGCCGAUACCGCUUAUCAGAAGGCCUACGCAUGUCAUUAUAGUUGCUGGGAUGCCGAAGGGCAGAGAACAAAUGAGAAUACCAAAUGCUCAAGAUACCAUCGAAGAAACUUCUCCUCCCACUUCAACCUUAAGAAGCAGAAGACGUUUAGCCAACUGCCUGCUGUGUUUGUCCAUGUUCUUUAUAAUCUGUUGGUUCCCGUAUGUUGUCUGUCAGUUCUAUGAAGAACUCAUGUCAUCUCCACCAGAAUAUGUCCAACAAAUAACUCUCUUUCUUGGUCAUAUGCAUUCUGCGCUAGGACCUAUUCUCUAUUGGAGCAUGAAUCACAAAUGGCCAAAAGGACCUUGCAGUAGACUUCGUAAUUUGACGAUAUACAGGAGUGCUUCUUCUACUAAUGAAGCAGCACUUGGACCUUUCAAUCCCCGUCUAGUUCGACCUCCUCCUUACAGGAGGCGUUCUUCUCAAUAUCUGUAUUAAACUCUGUGAUCACCUAAGCCUC
Molecule: messenger RNA, 1060 nt
Organism: Anoplophora glabripennis (Asian longhorned beetle)
Lineage: Eukaryota; Metazoa; Arthropoda; Insecta; Coleoptera; Cerambycidae
Product: neuropeptide CCHamide-2 receptor
Exons: 3
Coding region: 1-1038 (345 amino acids)
Biological process (GO): G protein-coupled receptor signaling pathway
Cellular component (GO): membrane
Molecular function (GO): G protein-coupled receptor activity
Source: RefSeq, a predicted model, not a curated record